UGGCAUGAUUGGGUUGGGUUAGGUGCUGGCAAGCCACGCGCGUCUUGACGUGAGCGUUAUGCGAAUAUGCGCGCGAUUCCGCUAGGUCGGACGAGGAGAAGCGGUCCUCUCCUCGUCGACGCUCCGUCCCGAUGAUGAGGAAACUCGUGCCGAAGAUUAUCCGCGGAUUCGUACAAUGCGCGUGCGUGACGUACUGCGUGUACGAGUACCUGGGUGACAUCGUCGUGUGCAGCGGUCCAUCCAUGGAACCCACAUUGUACACCAAUGACGUAUUACUCCUGGAACGGAUAUCGGUUAGAUUGCAAAGGCUCGAGAAGGGAGACAUCGUCAUCUCCAAAUGUCCCAACAAUCCGGAGCAGAAUAUAUGCAAGCGAAUCGUAGGUCUACCCGGUGACAGGAUAAGGGACGGCUUCACCGUAACAACGAUACCUUAUGGGCACGUUUGGCUGGAAGGCGACAACAGAAAUAACUCUAUAGACUCGCGGGUGUACGGACCGAUACCUCAGGGAUUGUUACGCGGACGAGCUUUAUGUAAAAUACUUCCGUUGAGAGAUAUAACUUUGUUCACGACCAAAUUCGCGACCUAAAUUAUUUUCACGUAUAACAGAUAUUUGUGUUAAUGGAGGAUGCUCACUCAACUAUACUCUAGUUAGAUUAAUUUAAGAAAAUAAAAAACUUUACGUAUAAAAUGAAUCUUAUAUAUAAUGCAAACCGCACAGAUACGGUUGUUAUCCAACAUAUAUAUCGCUCCCUAUUUGCUACACGAUGAUGUAACUCAAAAAUUGUCAUUUUUUAAUUGUUUGCAAAAGAAUGGUGAGAAUUUAAUGUAUUGAAUAAAGACCUAAUAUACAGCUAGAUACUUUUA
Temnothorax curvispinosus is the source of this 865-nucleotide messenger RNA. Its product is annotated as mitochondrial inner membrane protease subunit 1-like. The transcript has 3 exons. Lineage: Eukaryota; Metazoa; Arthropoda; Insecta; Hymenoptera; Formicidae. The coding region runs from base 132 to 587 and encodes 151 amino acids. Gene Ontology annotation, molecular function: serine-type endopeptidase activity. Gene Ontology annotation, cellular component: mitochondrial inner membrane peptidase complex; membrane. The record is from RefSeq and is a predicted model, not a curated record.